Messenger RNA from Acyrthosiphon pisum (pea aphid), 1273 nucleotides. Its product is annotated as UBX domain-containing protein 1-like. Gene Ontology annotation, molecular function: K48-linked polyubiquitin modification-dependent protein binding. The transcript has 7 exons. Gene Ontology annotation, cellular component: cytoplasm; nucleus. Bases 145 to 1083 code for a protein of 312 amino acids. The record is from RefSeq and is marked provisional. Gene Ontology annotation, biological process: negative regulation of proteasomal ubiquitin-dependent protein catabolic process; negative regulation of protein ubiquitination; negative regulation of protein K48-linked deubiquitination. Lineage: Eukaryota; Metazoa; Arthropoda; Insecta; Hemiptera; Aphididae.
AGUUUAAUAAUUUUGUAUUGUCAUAAGAUAAAAAUGUUUUAAAUAUCAAUUGUCAUUCUGAUUACAUAAAAACUUAGUUGAAACCAGUCGUGUUCAAUUUUUUACUAUUUUAUUAUAGUCCUGCCGUAAACAACUUAUUGAAUCAUGACGUCUCAGGAAACCGUACAAAUUCUCAUUGACAUGGGUUUCCAGAAAGAAAAAGCCGAAAAGAGUGUUUCAAUGACUGGAAAUCAAGGUGUCGAACCUGCAAUGGAGUGGUUAUUGGCACACAAUGAUGAUGAAAUGGGACCAUCAACUUCUCAAGAAGGUUCUACUUCAAACACAAAGUCAGAAACUAAUACCUCAUCUGCAACAGUAGCUAAAUCAUACAAAUGUGAAGACUGUAACAAAUUAUUUGCUGAUACUACUGCACUAGAAUAUCAUGCCAUGAAAUCAGGUCAUAGCAAUUUCGCAGAAUCCACAGAAGAAAAGAAACCGUUAACUGAAGAUGAAAAAAAAGAACAAAUGAAAAAAUUGGAAGAACGUUUGAAAGAAAAACGUAAGGAACGCGAAGCUAAAGAAAAAGAAGAAGAACUAGAAAGAGAAAAAAUUAGAAUUCGCUCUGGAAAAGAGAUGGCUGCUGCUAAAAAAAAGCUUGAAGAUGAAAACAUAAAAAAAAUUAUGGAUGAAAGAAAACGUGAAAAACAAGAAGAAAAAGUUGCUCGUGAUCGAGUAAAAGCUCAAAUAGAAGCAGAUAAAUUAGCUAGGAAAAAAUUGUAUGGUCAAGCUUCAGCAGGAGAACAACCAAAACCAGUUUUACCAGUAGCUGUUAGUCCUCAGAAACAAACAAAGGAUUAUACGGAAACAAAAUUACAGAUUCGUCUUACAAAUGGUCAAACAAUUGUUCAAACAUUUAAUGUUAAAGAAAUGAUGGCUGCUGUAAGAGUUUAUAUUGAACUAAACCGUUCUGAUGGGGAUGCUCCCUUUUGUCUCAUGACUAGUUUUCCAAGGAAAGUUUUUACUAAUGAUGAUUAUGAAAAACCACUUGAUCAAUUAGGUUUGGUACCAAGUGCUGUUUUAAUAUUGACUAAGCCACAACAAUAAAAAUAAUAAUUAUUAUUUUUGAAAUAUCUAUCUUCUGAAUUUUUUAUAAUAAAUCAAGUUUUUUUUGUAUGCACAAUGAAACUGAUUGGUUAAUUAUUUACUGUAAUAUACAAUACCUAUGGAUUAAAAAUAGUUUUUAAAAUAAAUUACCAUAAAGGUAAAUAAACAUUUUCAUUAUUAAGUUUUGUUA